UCCAGAUAAGGCUUUCAUCUCACUCUGAAAAUAUUGGGAGUCAAAAAUAUAGGCCUGCCUGGAAGCUGCAAAGUGGUGGUUUGCCAUAAGCCGAGGGAGUGGACGGAUUUACAAAAAGAGCAACCUGAUCUGAACCAACAAGGCAUUUUCAAAGGAUGCGGAUAACGGAGUGAGAAGAGAGGAGGAGGACUUGAUUUAUUUUUUGGAAACAUUUAAAAAAGUGAACCAAGGGGCUUAACAACUAGGCAAGUUCCAGAGACAAGAAUUUGCUCAAAUUUAAGCUGCAGCAAUGGCAUCCAUGGCCCUGGAGUUGAUGGGGUUCUUUUUAGGUUUACUGGGAACACUGGGAACUAUGGUGGCCACAGUUCUUCCGUACUGGCAGAUCUCAGCUUACAUCGGGUCCAACAUUGUGACUGCAGUGGCUAACAUGCGUGGCCUUUGGAUGGAGUGCGUCUACCAGAGCACUGGAGCCUUUCAGUGUGACACGUACAACUCCAUGCUGGCUUUACCUGCUGACCUGCAAGCAUCACGAGCGCUAAUGGUCAUUUCUCUAGUGCUUUCUAUUUUCGCUGUUGCUAUAUCCUCGGUGGGAAUGCAGUGUACGGUUUGUUUGGAUGGAGCUGGCACAGUAAAAAGUCGUGUGGCAGGAACUGGAGGUGGACUGUUCCUAGCAUCAGGAUUUUUAGCACUUAUUCCAGUAGCGUGGACAACUCAUGAAGUUGUCCAAACAUUUUACCAACCCAGUGUACCGCAAAGUAUGAAAUUUGAGAUUGGAGAAUGCCUUUACGUUGGAUUAGCUUCAGCACUAGUUACAAUGCUAGGUGGCGCUUUGCUGUCUGCGUCUUGCUGUGAAGAUCAAAAUGGAAGAGGAAGAAGGAACGGCCCAGGCUAUCCCUAUCCUGUGGGGGGCGCUAUGACGGGAACAGGAACCAGAAUGACUUCUCAAACUUACAGAAAUCCUGCUUCGCAACAAGGAGGGCCAAACCCAAGCAGAGGGCAGACGUUGCAGGCAUUGGUGAGAAGCGCAAGUGAAAGUUCUCAAUCAACCAAUCACAACACGCAUCGAAGCAAGAAAAACACAGGUUAUGACAUCACAGGAUAUGUUUAAGCCAUGGAGAGCCAACAAGAUGGAGGUCCACAAGAUCUGAAAUGGUGAUGUCAAACUUUAGAUUAAAAUAAAGGUGUUC
Molecule: messenger RNA, 1187 nt
Organism: Periophthalmus magnuspinnatus
Lineage: Eukaryota; Metazoa; Chordata; Actinopteri; Gobiiformes; Gobiidae
Gene: cldn2
Product: claudin 2
Exons: 2
Coding region: 290-1108 (272 amino acids)
Biological process (GO): cell adhesion; bicellular tight junction assembly
Cellular component (GO): bicellular tight junction; plasma membrane
Molecular function (GO): structural molecule activity
Source: RefSeq, a predicted model, not a curated record